AUGACAGGCUGGAUGAACGCUGCGGUCGGUAUCGGUCAAUACGGACAGCAUAUGACUGAAGCUGAGCGGCAGGUCGAACUUGCCCGACUCUGGCGGAACGCCGGUCCUGCUCAGCUAGAACGGGCUGGAGAGCCUGCUCAAGCACCUGCUGUACCUCCUCCUCCUCCUCCUCCUCCGAACCAACCUGCUCUGGCUCAUCCUCCUCCGAACCAACCCGCUCUAGCUCAUGCUCCAAAUGCUCUGGCUCACCAUGAUCAUCCGCUCCAGCAUCCAGCCGCCCCACUCCAUCAUCCUUACGUUUACGGAGCUCAACACUACGGCGCUGUACCAGCUAUGCCCUACUUUGGCCACCAGCAAGCCCCUUAUGGCUAUCCGCAUUACUACUACCAGCAAGCACAGCCAGCUCCUCAGGCUCAAGCGUACUACCCGCACCAAAACCCCAUCCCCGCUUAUGGCCAACCCGUUCCACCCGUCAACCGCAUACAGCAUCGACCUCCGACUGCUGCAUUGCCUGCACCCGUUGUACCCUCGCAGCAAGGUCCAACUCGGUUCCUCCCACGUCCAGGAACCGCCACACCAAAUAUUCACCUUGGUGAAGGUGUCUACAUGGUCCGUGCAUGGAUUGCGAACCCUGUCGCGCAAACCUCUUUACAAUUUGCUACAAAUGAGAGUUGGUCAACAUUCUCCGAACGCUGCCGCACAAAACUCGAUGACCCAAAUGCCGUACUCGGGUUUAGACUCACCCUUGACCCCAAGCGCAAGGCACCGUUCGCCCUGACCGACGAGGAGGAGUUUCGUGAGGCUAUGAGUCGUUUGGCGAAGAUGUGUUCUGCAUCUUCGUCCGUUGAGAAGGAGAUCUUCAUCGAGAAUACGCUUUACGUUCAGCGUAAGGAUGCUGAACCUCUGACUGCCAACGCGAAGGGAAAGAAGCGCUCACGCAAUGACGACAUUCCCCCUUCCAUGCCCGAGGACCUCGACGACAUCGACAAGGCGAACUGGGCAUCCCUUGAGAAUGCCCUCAGGUGCGAGCAACACACACGCUCAUGUGUCAUCGACAAGAAGGGUGGGCCAGAUAUACACAUUCCAAUCAGCUAUAACUUCAAAGAGAUCUGGAUCAAGUACAUCAGAAACGGCAGAGCAACGGUCAUUUCGCCUCCUCACUGCCUCUUCCUCGAGAUCGAGAAGUUGAAGAGGCGUAUGCGAGCGGAGAAGGCCAGCAUCACCGGCAUCACUCCAAGGAUCGUAUCGGAGGUUCAUCUGAAUAUCAACAGCAAUGGCAUGUUUUCCGUACCACAGCCACACCAGGGCCGCACUUCCUCUCCCUUACCAUCCUCGUCACAGAACGAGUCCAGCGGGUACUACAGCUUUCCCGGCAGUCUUCCUUCCACACCAGUCCCCAAGCGCCCUCGAUCCUCGCUCAUGCCCAGUCCUCACCACCGCCGUCUCUCUUCACACACGUCAAUCACAUCCCACUCUCCUCCCUUACCUGCUCCACAGUUCACAUCUGGAUCAACGCCACACUAUCCGACCGUGCACGAUGCACUCGUUCAACUCCAUGAGUGCAACCCCGGUGCUGGAUAUCUGGACAUGGAGAGUGCGCUAUUGAGCAUCGGUCUCGAGUACGUGGAUCAGCUGUCGAAGGCGGAUGUUGGUUUCCUUGAGGGAUGUACGGGUCUUCGGACUGAGGAGUUGGAGAUGGCCUGCAUAUUUGCGAUGACCGAGGUUGAGCGGGUUGACGAAGAGGAGGUUAUCGUUAAUGCUCACCAACAGAAGGCGGACUGGAGCGAGCAAAUUUUCGAGGAGACGGAGAACUAUCGCAAUGGGUCGGAGGGGUCGAUUGCUGCAGGAGAUGGUGGUAGUUGGGAGAACUUUGACUUUGGUGGAACAGAGAAUCAUGAGCACUUCUCGAGUGGAGAUGAGCUAUUGGAAAAGUGA
This is a messenger RNA of Stereum hirsutum FP-91666 SS1, 1935 nucleotides long. RefSeq lists its product as uncharacterized. The transcript has 4 exons. NCBI's taxonomy places the organism in Eukaryota, Fungi, Basidiomycota, Agaricomycetes, Russulales, Stereaceae. The record is from RefSeq and is a predicted model, not a curated record. Bases 1 to 1935 code for a protein of 644 amino acids.